UUGUGGCGGCGGCGCUCUGCUCUUCCCCGCUCGUCUGGGGCUUCUGCUGGAUAGUGGGGAGAAGUGCUCUUCUAGGGGGGCUUUUCUGGCCCUUGGCAGGGGUUUGGAGUUGGAGUCACAGGGGCCAAUAACUCAUCACCCCAGCACUUCGGAGGUGGCUCCCUGUGCCACGGACUCCGAGGAGUCCUUCAGCUACUGAACACUCAAAGCUGAGGAGGGCAGUUUGGUUUUGAUGCUGUGCCAGAAAUCUUCUGACAAUGAGUUACUGGAACUUGGAAAAAAGGAACUGUGUGCAGUACCGCAGGCAUUUUCUGGUGGACAACAGUGUGUUUCAUGUUGAAAGAUGCAUGAGUGUGAUGCAGUCCGGGACACAGAUGAUCAAGCUGAAACGUGGAACCAAAGGGCUUGUCCGCCUCUUUUACCUGGAUGAGCACCGGACACGCCUGCGAUGGCGACCCUCUAGGAAGAGCGAGAAGGCGAAAAUACUUAUUGAUUCCAUUUACAAAGUGACUGAGGGCCGGCAGUCUGAAAUAUUCCACAGACAAGCUGAGGGGAACUUCGACCCCAGCUGCUGCUUCACCAUCUACCAUGGCAACCACAUGGAGUCCCUGGACCUCAUCACCUCCAACCCCGAGGAGGCCCGCACCUGGAUCACAGGCCUCAAGUACCUGAUGGCUGGCAUCAGUGAUGAAGACUCCCUUGCCAAAAGGCAGAGGACCCAUGACCAAUGGGUGAAGCAGACCUUUGAGGAAGCUGAUAAGAAUGGUGACGGCUUGCUGAAUAUUGAAGAGAUACAUCAGCUGAUGCAUAAACUGAAUGUUAAUCUGCCCCGAAGAAAAGUCAGACAAAUGUUUCAGGAAGCCGACACAGAUGAGAAUCAGGGAACUUUGACAUUUGAAGAGUUCUGUGUUUUUUACAAAAUGAUGUCUUUGAGACGAGACCUUUAUUUGUUACUUUUGAGCUACAGUGACAAGAAAGAUCACCUAACUGUGGAAGAACUGGCUCAAUUUUUGAAGGUGGAGCAAAAGAUGAAUAAUGUGACAACGGACUAUUGUCUUGACAUCAUAAAGAAGUUUGAAGUUUCAGAAGAAAAUAAGGCGAAAAAUGUUCUUGGCAUAGAAGGCUUCACGAACUUCAUGCGUAGUCCUGCCUGUGACAUAUUUAACCCAUUGCACCAUGAAGUGUACCAAGACAUGGAUCAGCCCCUCUGCAACUACUACAUUGCUUCCUCUCACAAUACAUACCUGACUGGAGACCAGCUCCUUUCUCAGUCCAAAGUGGAUAUGUAUGCACGGGUGCUGCAAGAGGGCUGUCGCUGUGUGGAAGUUGACUGUUGGGAUGGCCCGGAUGGAGAGCCAGUAGUACAUCAUGGUUACACUCUCACUUCAAAAAUUCUCUUCAGAGAUGUUGUGGAGACCAUCAACAAGCAUGCCUUUGUGAAGAAUGAGUUUCCUGUUAUAUUGUCUAUCGAGAAUCACUGCAGUAUCCAGCAGCAAAGGAAGAUUGCUCAGUACCUGAAAGGAAUAUUCCGAGACAAACUGGACCUGUCAUCUGUUGAUACAGGGGAGUGCAAGCAGCUUCCAAGCCCUCAAAGUUUGAAAGGCAAAAUUCUAGUGAAGGGUAAGAAGUUGCCUUAUCACCUUGGGGAUGAUGCAGAGGAAGGGGAAGUUUCCGAUGAGGACAGUGCAGAUGAAAUUGAAGACGAGUGCAAAUUCAAGCUCCAUUAUAAUAAUGGAACCACUGAGCAUCAGGUGGAAUCUUUUAUAAGGAAAAAACUGGAGUCACUGUUAAAAGAAUCUCAAAUUCGAGAUAAAGAAGAUCCUGAUAGUUUCACAGUGAGGGCACUACUGAAGGCCACGCAUGAAGGCUUAAAUGCACACCUGAAGCAGAGUCCAGAUGUAAAGGAAAGUGGAAAGAAAUCACAUGGACGAUCCCUCAUGACCAACUUUGGAAAACAUAAGAAAACUACAAAAUCACGGUCUAAAUCUUACAGUACUGAUGAUGAGGAAGACACACAGCAGAAUACUGGCAAGGAGGGUGGCCAGCUGUACAGAUUGGGUCGCCGAAGGAAAACCAUGAAGCUCUGCCGAGAACUCUCUGAUUUGGUUGUGUACACAAACUCCGUGGCCGCUCAGGACAUUGUGGAUGACGGAACCACAGGAAAUGUGUUAUCAUUCAGUGAAACAAGAGCACAUCAGGUUGUUCAGCAAAAAUCAGAGCAGUUCAUGAUUUAUAAUCAAAAGCAACUCACAAGGAUUUACCCCUCUGCCUACCGCAUUGAUUCCAGUAACUUCAACCCUCUCCCCUACUGGAACGCAGGCUGCCAGCUAGUGGCACUGAAUUAUCAAUCUGAAGGACGAAUGAUGCAGUUAAACCGAGCCAAAUUCAAGGCAAAUGGCAAUUGUGGCUAUGUCCUCAAACCCCAGCAAAUGUGCAAAGGUACUUUCAACCCUUUCUCUGGUGACCCUCUUCCUGCCAACCCCAAAAAGCAGCUCAUCCUAAAAGUUAUCAGUGGACAGCAACUCCCCAAACCUCCAGACUCCAUGUUUGGAGAUCGAGGCGAGAUCAUUGACCCUUUUGUUGAAGUUGAAAUUAUUGGAUUGCCAGUAGAUUGUUGUAAAGAUCAAACCCGUGUGGUAGAUGACAAUGGAUUUAACCCUGUGUGGGAAGAAACACUGACAUUUACAGUACACAUGCCAGAAAUAGCUUUGGUUCGGUUCCUUGUGUGGGAUCACGAUCCCAUUGGACGAGACUUUGUUGGACAAAGAACCGUGACCUUCAGCAGCUUAGUGCCUGGCUACCGGCACGUCUAUUUGGAAGGACUGACAGAAGCAUCCAUAUUUGUACACAUAACCAUCAAUGAAAUCUAUGGAAAGUGGAGCCCUUUAAUACUCAACCCCAGUUAUACUAUAUUGCACUUUCUAGGAGCUACAAAGAACAGACAACUCCAGGGUCUGAAGGGACUGUUCAAUAAGAAUCCUAGGCACAGUUCUUCAGAAAACAAUUCCCAUUAUGUACGGAAGCGAUCCAUUGGAGAUAGAAUUCUGCGACGCACAGCUAGCGCCCCAGCCAAAGGCAGGAAAAAGAGCAAAAUGGGCUUCCAAGAAAUGGUGGAGAUAAAGGAUUCUGUGUCCGAGGCCACAAGAGAUCAAGAUGGCGUGCUGAGGAGGACCACACGCAGUUUGCAAGCACGCCCUGUCUCUAUGCCUGUUGACAGAAACCUUCUGGGAGCUUUGUCGCUGCCUGUAUCUGAAACAGCAAAAGACAUUGAAGGAAAAGAAAACUCUCUAGCAGAAGAUAAAGAUGGCAGAAGAAAAGGGAAAGCAAGUAUAAAAGAUCCACAUUUUCUAAAUUUCAACAAAAAGUUAUCAUCCUCCUCCAGUGCCCUGCUCCACAAAGAUACCAGCCAAGGGGACGCCAUUGUAUCUACUUCCCACAUGUCAGUCACAGGAGAACAGCUGGGCAUGUCAAGUCCUAGGGGUGGGAGAACCACAUCAAAUGCCACAAGCAAUUGCCAGGAAAACCCCUGUCCCAGCAAGUCUCUCUCCCCAAAGCAGCAUUUGGCUCCCGAUCCUGUAGUUAACCCCACACAAGAUCUGCAUGGUGUGAAAAUCAAGGAAAAGGGGAAUGCUGAGGACUUUGUGGAAGGGAAAAGCAUCUUGUCAGGAAGCAUCCUUUCUCAUAGCAACCUAGAAAUUAAGAACCUGGAAGGUAAUAGGGGUAAGGGCCGAGCUGCAACAUCCUUUUCUUUGUCAGACGUCUCCAUGCUCUGUUCUGACAUACCUGACCUACAUUCAACUGCAAUUCUGCAGGAGAGUGAAAUUUCCCAUCUUAUUGACAAUGUCACUUUAACAAAUGAGAAUGAGCCGGGCAGUUCCAUCUCAGCCCUGAUUGGCCAGUUUGAUGAGACCAACAAUCAGGCUCUCACAGUUGUUUCUCAUCUUCAUAAUACCAGUGUGAUAUCAGGCCAUUGUCCCUUGCCUAGCCUGGGCCUAAAAAUGCCCAUCAAGCAUGGUUUUUGCAAGGGAAAAUCCAAGUCUUCCUUCCUGUGCUCAUCUCCGGAGCUGAUAGCACUCUCGAGUUCUGAGACCACCAAACAUGCAACGAACACAGUUUAUGAAACUACCUGCACUCCCAUCUCUAAAACCAAACCAGAUGAUGACCUUUCUAGUAAGGCCAAGACAGGGGCCUUAGAAAGCAACCUGCCUGGAUCCCCUAAUACUUCUCAUGGCUGGUUACCAAAAAGUCCUACCAAGGGAGAAGACUGGGAAACACUGAAGAGCUGCAGCCCUGCCUCUUCUCCUGAUUUGACCCUGGAGGAUGUAAUAGCUGAUCCCACUCUCUGUUUCAAUUCUGGGGAGAGCAGCCUUGUGGAAAUUGAUGGAGAAUCAGAAAAUCUUUCUCUAACAACCUGUGAAUAUAGGAGAGAGGGCACAAGUCAACUUGCUUCUCCUUUAAAACUCAAGUACAGUCAGGGUGUGGUAGAACGCUUUCAAAGAGGUUUGAGAAACGGCUACUGUAAAGAGACCCUCUGCCCUUCUGUCCCUGAAAUAUUCAACAAUAUUCAAGAUGUCAAAACUCAAAGUAUUUCUUAUCUAGCCUAUCAGGGUGCUGGCUUUGUGCAUAACCAUUUCUCAGAUUCAGAUGCAAAAAUGUUCCAGACCUGUGUGCCCCAGCAGUCUAGUGCUCAAGAUAUGCAUGUCCCUGUACCCAAGCAGUUGGCACAUCUUCCUUUGCCUGCUCUGAAACUGCCUAGUCCUUGCAAAUCCAAAAGUCUGGGGGACUUAACAUCAGAGGACAUUGCCUGCAAUUUUGAGAGCAAGUACCAGUGUAUUAGUAAGAGUUUUGUUACAACUGGCAUUAGAGACAAGAAGGGCGUGACUGUGAAGACAAAGUCGUUAGAGCCUAUAGAUGCCCUGACCGAGCAGCUUCGGAAGCUUGUGUCCUUUGACCAGGAAGACAACUGCCAAGUGCUAUAUUCAAAGCAGGAUGCCAAUCAGCUGCCCCGGGCACUGGUCAGGAAGUUGUCAUCCAGAAGUCAGAGCAGAGUGCGCAAUAUUGCUAGUCGUGCCAAGGAGAAACAGGAAGCCAACAAGCAGAAAGUUCCAAACCCCAGCAAUGGGGCAGGAGUGGUUCUUAGAAACAAACCCUCAGCACCCACCCCUGCAGUGAAUCGCCACUCCACCGGCUCCUACAUCGCAGGCUACCUGAAGAACACGAAAGGGGGUGGCCUUGAAGGCCGGGGCAUUCCGGAGGGGGCAUGCACGGCUCUUCACUAUGGCCACGUUGACCAGUUUUGUUCAGAUAAUUCUGUUUUGCAGACUGAGCCAAGCAGUGAUGAUAAACCAGAAAUUUAUUUUCUUUUGAGACUGUGAAUUAUUUAAAACUGCAUUCUUAAGGUUUUCAAGGUAUUCUGUAGAAUGUCAGAGUUUUCAGUAAAUAAGUUCCUUGGCUUUGGAAUGAUUUUCAAAUGUAUUUUUAAACUUGUAUUUGGGUCUCCCUUUGACUUCAUGUGUUCUCCCUGUUAAUGCGUUUGUAUAUAGAUUUGGUGACAUUUCCCAUGUACCUAUUGUGAUCUUUCUCCCUUGAGUUGUUGUAAACUGUAUCAGUAUGAAAUAUGUGCAUGCCCUAGAUGUGAAACUCCGCAGCAGCUCGGGUUAUAAUGUGUGUGUGUUUCACCAAGAUGUCCUUUACUGUGUCCUCAGAUUGCAGUCACAAAUGUAGUCAUUUUUACUCUCUAACUGUUGAGUUGAUUAAGAGACUUUGCAAACGACAAAGGGAUGAAUUCCUUACUUUAAUCUGUUAUCAUUUUUCCUAUGUUUCCCUCUUUGUUGAGAAGCCCAGGUGCAUUUUUAUAACUCAGUUUUAAAAACUUUAAAAUAGUUACCUUGCCUUUUAGGAUGUUCUUAUCCCACCCAUAAUGAGAGUUGAAAGGGGAUGGAUAGCUGCUCCCCAUGCCCUUCCCACUUUUUGGAAUAGGCUGUGAGGGUGUGAGGAAGAAGGCUGUCUUUUGUACAUAAGGACAAAAUUGUUUGUUUUACAUAAAUUUUGUUACAUAUUUUUGCUAAUGGCUUUGUAUGUAACAAGAAGCGAGUUGCCAAACUACUUGUUGUACUUUUGAAUUUUCUGAUUGAAUUACAGACUGCGAACAAUGGCUUUCAGAAUGAGGGACUUCCAUCAGACUCUAAUGAUAAUAGUAGCACAAAUUGAAAACUUCCCCAAAGCUUUCACAGAAUAUUUUCUCAUAAUAAAAUCCAAGUGAACAGAUAAUUAGAAGAAACCCUUUUCCUUCAGGGAACCAAGCAACUCUAUUUUAGUACUGACAUGCGUUAUUUUCACUGUGAAUUCACUUUUUUAUUGCAUGUUCAGAUGUCCCUCUUUGUUUUUUUUUUGUAACAUUAACUGCAAUGAUGUUCUUCCUGGAAUUCAUGAAAAUAUAAUUAAAACACAUUUUUAAACA
This is a messenger RNA of Gorilla gorilla gorilla (western lowland gorilla), 6460 nucleotides long. It is a transcript of the gene PLCH1, whose product is annotated as phospholipase C eta 1. The record is from RefSeq and is a predicted model, not a curated record. Gene Ontology annotation, cellular component: cytoplasm. Gene Ontology annotation, molecular function: phosphatidylinositol-4,5-bisphosphate phospholipase C activity; calcium ion binding. NCBI's taxonomy places the organism in Eukaryota, Metazoa, Chordata, Mammalia, Primates, Hominidae. The transcript is spliced from 24 exons. Bases 258 to 5375 code for a protein of 1705 amino acids. Gene Ontology annotation, biological process: phosphatidylinositol-mediated signaling; phosphatidylinositol metabolic process; release of sequestered calcium ion into cytosol.